This is a messenger RNA of Drosophila virilis, 3155 nucleotides long. It is a transcript of the gene mav, whose product is annotated as maverick. Gene Ontology annotation, cellular component: extracellular region. The record is from RefSeq and is a predicted model, not a curated record. Gene Ontology annotation, molecular function: cytokine activity; growth factor activity. NCBI's taxonomy places the organism in Eukaryota, Metazoa, Arthropoda, Insecta, Diptera, Drosophilidae.
GGUAUUUUAGUCGAAUAUGAAGUGCUGACCGAACAGGUUUUCGUCCGUGCUCUCGAUGUACAUAAAUAAAUAAACACGAAGUUGUAGAUAUCUGUGUACGAAAUACAUACAUAUGUUAUUGUUAUUGUUAUUAUUAUUUAUAAACUGUGAUCCUUAACUUACUCUAAAUUUAACUAAAACUAAACAGUAUUUUGAGUUAAUUACCAAAUUGAAAUUUCAAAUCACAGACCCAUGAUAUUUGUGAUGGACGGGCAUAUGUGUUGUGUACGCACACACAAAUAAAAGAAAGCCACGACUGCGGGCUUCAUCAAUAUACAUACAUAUGUACAUAUGUAUACCUUAUUUUGUUUGUGAUGAAAUGAACAUAAGCUUGGUGUGAGAUUUUGAAGAGGGCGAGACAAGAUCAAACACGCAGCCGAUAGUUCCAGUUAUUUCUGUGUCAUUUGCGAUCUGAGGCCAUGUGGUAUAAAAAUGAAAAUACGUAAUGAAUCUGAAUACGUUGCGGCAACAUUCCAAAGUAUUUCCAACUGGAAUGAUAUUCAAAUAGGAACCGAACGGGUCAGCAAACCAAAUAAACUAUUUGGAAAUGACGAGCUGCGAGAUGGCUUAACUGCAGUUUCUUAUACGACUUUUAAAGAAUUUUAUUCAAAGCACGUUGUAUUCAAUUUAUGGGAUAACUGUUGUUGUUGUUGUUGCCAAAAUGAAAGCAAUAGCUGCGAUGCAGCACAAGCGGCACACUGUAUAAAAUCGGGAACAUUUAAAGUGAGAAGAGCUGAAAAAAAUCUGCGCUUGGCCACAACAUUCUUUAGCUAUAUUUUGUAUAAAUUAACGCAGUUAUGUUUCGUCAUCCUGUUGUUAGUGCCAUUUCUGCUUACCUGCAACACGCUGAUACAACAAGUUAGCGGCCAGGAUGUUGUCAAGGUCCCCAUAUCGAUGCCAAUUUCGAAUUCCAAUCUGGAGCUCGAUCACAACAUGUUCCGGGCCCAACUAGAUCCCAGCCAUGUGCAGCUGCGAGGAGCUCAAUCAAAAAGGGAUUGCCAAAUGAGACUCGACGACAACAGAAGUUACCAUACUAAAGUCCAUAGUAUAAUAAAAAGCAAGAGUCGUAUUUAUUCAUCUAUUCACCGUUUACGCGGAUAUAGUGUAAUAGUUCUAAGUCAAUCUGAUAAUAAUCGAAACUCUGGUAAGAAAAGCCUAAAUAAAAGCCUAGAUGCACCAAAGUCAGCCGUGAUGGCAAACGGUUCCUCGAUCCGCCGCACCAAGCGAAAUGUUCAUAUUGCCAAAAACGAGCAAGCACGUGAGAUUAAACGUAAACCCGAUGCUGAUAGCCAAAAAUUAGAAGUCGCCUUUGAGAAAUACAAAGAGAAUAACCAUAUGUACAACAGAAUUAUUAACAAAGAAAAACUUACCAAACUAAUUAUGAAGGGACUUGGAUUAAAAAAAUUACCGGAUAUGAAAAAGGCAAACAUUAGCCAAUUAGAAUACUCUAGCAAAUACUUGGAAUACUUGGAACGCUUAAGGACAAACCAUGGAGUGAAGAACGUCAUGGACAGCCUCUAUCUAUCCUCAGGACCUCCAGCGACAACACUUCAGAUUUUAAGCAUUGUAACAAAUAGGUUUAACGACAUAACCCAAAGCCGCAUCCGCCAGAGACGUGCACCCAGCACUGCGAAGAAUCGGGAAAGAAAAACAUUUAAAAGGGGAAAUGAGUUUGGGACAAACAUUCUGCUGCAUUUUCCUUUGGCCAUCAACAAUGCCGACUUCCAUUACGAAAAACUGGAUGAGGCAAAUGUCAGGCUAAUGAUGCUCUACAAUCCGGCGCUGGCAGCCCAAUCCCAGCACAGAACCAGAUUAGAGACGGGCAACAGACGGAAUCCGAUGAGGAGCAAAGGCGGCUGCGAUACGGGAGAGGCGCAUCAUCCGCACAUAUCAGCCAAGCCCAGGCCCAAAAUCCGGAGCCACAUAUUAAACCUGAAGGUUUACCAGCUGCUGCCAAUGCACAAGCGCCGUCAAUUGGAUGCACGUCAAAUUGAAUUCGAGAAUCCGAAUUUUGGCAGCCUGAAUGAGGAGACCCGCAGUCAGUGGCUAGAGUUCGAUGUAACCGAUGCGGUGCGGGGCUGGCUAAACAAGAGCCACGAGAACCUGGGCAUCGAGAUUCAGUGCGACAAGUGCCGGCGGAUCGGUGCUCGCAUUCUGAGCGAUGUUGCCACGCCCACGUCUCAUUUGUUGAAGGAGACGGCCGAGGAGGAUCGGUUUCAUCUGGCGCCCGUUUUAAAUAUUAUCGGACACAUUGGCCGCACGCACCGCGAGCAGGGAGUCCAAUCCUUUGGCGCGGCCAAUAAUCACAGCAGUUCUCAGUUCUUUCAUCACGACAACAACAGGAAUCAGGUAAAGAUGUGGCCAAAUAGUUGCUAUAAGACUCAUCAACGUUGCUGCCGACACCAGUUGGAUGUGGCCUUUAAGGACAUCAAGGGAUUCGAAUUCAUCAUUCAGCCAAAAGUAUUCGAUGCCGGCUACUGCCGGGGUCGCUGCCCGCCCAGGCACAAUCCCGCCCAUCACCAUGCUCUCCUGCAGAGCCUCAUCUGGCAAAAGGAUCACAAUCGUGCUCCGCGACCCUGUUGUGCGCCUUCCAAGCUAACGGAACUGGAGAUCUUGCACGUGGAUGAGGAGCACAGCGACAAGCUAAAAAUAUCAACCUGGAGCGAUAUGCAGGUCUUAGAAUGUGCCUGCUCAUAGAAUCGUCCUUAUCAAAUAUAAUUCUUAGAGGAGCAAGACAGUUCGAAUAAGGUUUCAGCAUGUUACUCAAUUAUUUUACAAUAUGGCCAGUAAAUAAUUUAUAAGUUUAAAGUAUCGUAUAUUGCAGUUGUGCAUAGGUAUAUCUCCCCCACCUUAAAUAAUAUAUAUAUUUAAUAUAUAUAUAGUAUAAUCAAUUGAGCUGUGUCCCAUAGUCCGACUGUCUGACUGUCUGACUGUCUGCCUGUCUGCCUGUCUGAUGCUCCAAGAUCUCAGUGACCAAAAGGCCUAGGAGCAUUGAAUACUGAAGUCCUGAAAUUUUAAAACAAGAUCCAAAACAAGUCUCAUUUCCUAAUUUCAUAGAAUUGAUAUCAAUCGAUUUUCAAGCUUGUUUUCUUUUAACAUAUUUUUUUUUUUCAAGA